Nicotiana attenuata is the source of this 935-nucleotide messenger RNA. RefSeq lists its product as uncharacterized. The record is from RefSeq and is a predicted model, not a curated record. Bases 70 to 807 code for a protein of 245 amino acids. NCBI's taxonomy places the organism in Eukaryota, Viridiplantae, Streptophyta, Magnoliopsida, Solanales, Solanaceae. The transcript has 5 exons.
AAACAUGUCGAGUAUCUUAUAAAAGAUAGUACUUGUUUGUUUUUUUCAUGCACUACUACUUUGUCCACCAUGAAACUUUGUACUAGAGGUUUAUCUACAAAUCUAAAAGCUCCAAUCUUUGGCAAGAAUUCAAAAUCAGCUUCAACUGUAAAAUGGGUAGUACCUCAGUUUCAGAUUGAAUUUCCAGUUGCGUUAUCUACUAUUUCAGUUCGUUGCGCCCGUUCUUCAGUUCAUGUUUCAUCGCCAGUUAUUCAGUCUGAUGUUGAUUCAAGCACACUUCAUAUUCCUGAAGAAAACUUAGAGAAAAAUGUAGAGAAGGUAAUUUAUUGCUGUCGGUUUUUCGCAAUUCUUGCAGUGUGGGGUUCCUUGAUUGGAUCAUUUCUUUGUUUUAUCAAGGGUUGCUCGUGUGUGGUAGAAUCAUUCCAAGCCUACUUUGCAACCAGAACCAAGGUUAUUGUGUAUCUCGUUGAGGCUCUAGAUAUAUAUUUAUUAGGGACAGUGAUGUUAGUGUUUGGGAUGGGACUGUAUGAGCUCUUCAUCAGCAACCUUGACAAAGGAAAAUCCAUGUCAACUCCACAUAGAUCAAAUCUCUUCGGCAUGUUCACUCUUAAGGAACGACCGAGAUGGUUGGAAAUAACUACAGUGAGCGGGCUAAAAACCAAAAUCGGCCAUGUUAUCGUGAUGCUUCUUCCCAUAGGCUUGUUUGACAAAAGCAAGAGGGCUGUUCUAAACUCACCAUUUGAUCUACUUUGCUUCUCAGCUUCUUUGCUCUGGCUGCCUCUAUCUGCUUUCAAAACUCACCCAUGACAACUCACUAUUUUUAAACACAAAUGCAUGCAUUUCAUGAUGAGAUUGUAAAAUAUAAACAUCCAUCUGUUCUUUUCUAAUGAAACUGGCAACUCUCUUUUAUAACAUUCCCCUGUUAUUUCUGUGGA